Molecule: messenger RNA, 1897 nt
Organism: Sus scrofa (pig)
Lineage: Eukaryota; Metazoa; Chordata; Mammalia; Artiodactyla; Suidae
Gene: BAG1
Product: BAG cochaperone 1
Biological process (GO): protein stabilization
Cellular component (GO): cytosol; membrane; cytoplasm
Molecular function (GO): adenyl-nucleotide exchange factor activity; protein-folding chaperone binding
Source: RefSeq, marked validated
GGACAACAAACGCGGGUCUGGCGGAGAGCGGCGGCGCUCGGAGACCGCGAGGCGACCGGGAGCGGCUGGGCCCCCGGCGGCGCGCCCCUCGGCCGGGCCGGGAGCCGCGUCAGUCGGUGCCCCCAGCCGAACGCGGUUCGCCUCCCUCCGAGCGAUCAGCUGUCCGGAGUGUGACCAGAGGGCAUGCGGGAUCCACCAGAGGUGCCGCCGCCUGCUCUCGCAGGCCGCGGAUGAAGAAGAAAGCGCGGCCUCGCUCGGCCGGGAGCGAAGAGGUGACCCGGAACGAAGAGGUGUCCCGGAGCGAAGAGGUGGUCCGAAGCGAAGAGGCGGCCCUGAGUGAAGAGGUGGCCCGGAGCGAGGAAAUGGCGGCAGCAGGGCUCAGCGUGACCGUCACCCACAGCAAUGAGAAGCAUGAUCUUCAGGUUAUCCCACAAGAGGGCUGUAGUGAACCAAUUGUCCAAGACCUGGCCCAGGUUGUUGAAGAGGCCACAGGGGUCCCACUGCCUUUUCAGAAACUCAUAUUUAAGGGAAAAUCUCUGAAGGAAAUGAAGACACCUUUGUCUGCACUUGGAAUACAGAAUGGUUGCCGGAUCAUGUUAAUUGGGAAAAAGAACAGUUCAGAAGAAGAAGUAGAACUAAAAAAGCUGAAAGAUUUGGAGAGAUCUGUGGAGAAGAUAGCUCACCAACUGGAAGAGUUGAAUAAAGAGCUUACUGGAAUCCAGCAGGGUUUUCUGGCCAAGGAUUUGCAAGCAGAAGCUCUCUGCAAACUUGAUAGGAGAAUAAAAGCCACCAUCGAGCAGUUUAUGAAGAUCUUGGAGGAGAUUGACACACUGAUUCUGCCAGAAAAUUUCAAAGACAGUAGAAUGAAAAGGAAGGGUUUGGUGAAAAGGAUUCAGGGUUUCCUAGCUGAGUGUGACACAGUGGAGCAGAACAUCUGCCUGGAGACGGAGCGACUGCAGUCCACAAACUUGGCCCUGGCCGACUGAGGGGCAGCGGAGGAGGCUAUGCUACCCUGAAGAAUGGCUGCCCCACUCUGCCCUCUCUGGAGCAGCAGUUACCUGCUUUCUCCAGGGCUGCUGGGGACAGCUGGCCCAUGGCUGGCGUUGCUUUUCUUACACCCGCUCUCUGAACAAAUGUCAUCCAUACAAUCUUGAGAGCUCCCAUCAGUUUUCUCAUUCUAUGUCUGGGUAUCUGUGCUGCCUAGCAGCCCACCUGGUCUGGAGGGGCCUCCCCUGCCCAGGUCUUCCAGCUUUUUUGAACUUUGGGUCCUUUCUUGGGGCUGACGAGUACUCUCUCUUGUCCUCAGGUGGUUCUGGGUUUGUAGGCCAUCCUGGUCUUCAGGUCCAUGAGGCCUUUUUCCUCUAUGACGUCAUCAUUCCAUCUCUAAGUCAGGAUCACCAGGAGGCUGCAUCAGGUCAGGAUGUUGGAAAUGGCUCAGAACAAGUAUUUGGCACACAGGUAGUCCAAGUGUCCCUUGUUGUGACCUCAUUCUGGGACAGCUGGCUGAGUUGUUGGUUUAUAGACCCUGUCCUCACUUCCCAGUGACCCUAACCAGCCACAGGCCAUGAAUCUCCAGGGGCCAUUCCUGGGAGUGGGGCCUGUGAUUGAUAUGUGAACUUCCUUGUCCCCAAGCAAAUCUCUAGAAGGUUCAAACCCAGAGUUUACUAAGUCUCUGCGAGAAACCAGGUCAGAACCAUGGCUUAGGAGCGGUAGAGAGAGGAGCUAUGGGUAAAGCCAGCAGGUGGUGAGGGCAACCAUAAACUUCUCAGGAGUUCCUUCAAAGGCAUUUCUGUUAACUGUACCCUUCUGAGAUUUAUAUUUCCUUCAAGACUGUUUCUGUGUUUUGUUGCCUUUUUUCCCUUUGCUGUUAUUUGAAAAAUAAAAGUUUAUAUACUUA